Hermetia illucens (black soldier fly) is the source of this 1665-nucleotide messenger RNA. RefSeq names its product odorant receptor 94a-like. The transcript is spliced from 4 exons. Gene Ontology annotation, cellular component: plasma membrane. NCBI's taxonomy places the organism in Eukaryota, Metazoa, Arthropoda, Insecta, Diptera, Stratiomyidae. Bases 45 to 1202 code for a protein of 385 amino acids. The record is from RefSeq and is a predicted model, not a curated record. Gene Ontology annotation, biological process: sensory perception of smell; detection of chemical stimulus involved in sensory perception of smell. Gene Ontology annotation, molecular function: olfactory receptor activity; odorant binding.
AUCAGUCAGUUUCUCGAAUUCGAGUUUGCUUCAUCGAUAAUAGCAUGGAAGCGUUCUCCAUCACUCAACCCUUCGAUUUCAUGAAAGUUGUAUUUCAAAUUUCUGGUAUAUGGACUGGACAGAAGGGAUGGCCCUUCUUGUACAAGGUCUAUGCAGUGCUAGUGCAAACAUUUCUUUUCUUUGCGUUUGGUAUUUCGAUGUGUAUCAAUUUAGCGUCAAUUAAAAACAUUGAAGACAUAACGGAAUCCUUUUACAUGACGUUAACAAUUAUUUUAAUGCUAAUAAAAAUUUUGAAUUUGGUUGUAAGAAGUGGAAAUCUGCUACAAUUCUUAGAGGGAGUGAACUCCCCGUUGAUAGAACCGGAAACUGAUGGCGAACUCGAAAUGUUCAAAAUAGCUUACAGUUCCUUCAACAGACAACGUAACUUUCUUUUAGUUUGUGGAUGGUCCUGCAUUCUCUCUGCCUUAUAUGCUUCAGCAUUUGGAGAUGGUGAUAAAUUACCAUACCCUGGAUGGUUUCCAUUUGACUGGAAACACAAUCAGAAAUACUUUUGGAUUGCAUAUAGUUACCAAGUAUUUGCAAUGGGACUUUCGUGCACAACAAAUGUAUCCACUGAUUUGACAGGUGGGUAUCUGUCAUUCCAGGUAUCUAUCUUUUUCCGUUUGGUUUCUAGGAGGUUAGCAGCUAUUGGUAAUUCACGAAGAGAUGGGGAGUUAUUUCCAGACGAAAAGACAAUUCAUGCUCUCGUUCGGUGCAUAGAGAUGCACCAGCUUGUAACAAGGUUAGCUGAAGACAUUCAAACUAUCUUAUCCGUGCCGUAUUUCAUCCAAUUCAACGUUAGCGGAAUUGUCAUUUGUUUCACUGCUUUUCAGCUGGCAUUGCUUUCUCCUGUGGCUGAUAGUGGGACAUUUUCUCUAUUCUUCUUUUUCAUGAUUUGCAUUUUGAUCCAAAAUUAUCUACCUUGCUAUUAUGGAAAUGAGGUUAUUGUAGCCAGUGAUUUGGUAUCAACUGCGCUCUACUCUUCAAACUGGCCCGAACUACCGUUGCCAUACAAAAAGCUGGUCUGCUACUUUAUGGAACGUUUGAAAAAACCAACAAUAAUUAAGGCUGGUGGAUAUUUCACAAUCGGUUUAAAUACAUUAACGUCGAUCAUCCAAAGUGCUUACAGCUUUUUCGCAUUAAUUAUAAAUUUGGAGAAUUAGAAUCACAACGGAUGGAUGUAUGACUUCUGCCUGAGGUGAACCAAGUCUUAGCGACUUUUCUUCUUUAUUUCUAAGCAUAUUAAAAGUUUAGUUUAAUUGCUUAGCAGCUACUUACGUUUGAAGCUCUUUCAAAAUGUUAUCUUUAACAUGUUAUGUAACAAAAGGGGAAAUAUAAGUAAAGAUUGUGCACUAUGUAUUCAUUGGUAAUUUAUAAUACUUGGCUAACAAAAUCAAAAGCGAAUUUAAGUGAAAGAGAGCUCCCAGUGUAUAUGUAUAUGCAAAAUAAACCUGACAUUCGAUUCAAUGUGGUCCUGACAUUUUACCUCUUAUGGAGUAGUAACGUGUCGCGAAAGAGGCAACGUUGACCUACUAUAACUGCUAAUAGUAUGGUCUCCAACAAACUUUCCAGUAUGGUCCAUAUUUAAAUAUCUGUUACUGCACUUUACUACUUUACGUAUCUAGG